Verticillium nonalfalfae is the source of this 957-nucleotide messenger RNA. RefSeq lists its product as uncharacterized. NCBI's taxonomy places the organism in Eukaryota, Fungi, Ascomycota, Sordariomycetes, Glomerellales, Plectosphaerellaceae. The coding region runs from base 1 to 957 and encodes 318 amino acids. The record is from RefSeq and is a predicted model, not a curated record. The transcript has 4 exons.
AUGAUGGUAUAUGACGCUCGGAAAACUCUCGCCGUCUUCGUUCUAUACUGGAUCACCACAGAAGAUGGUCACAAGUAUCACCUCAACUCCAACGCGGGGCUCCGCGGAUCAGCCAUGCUGGGCUCCUUUGUGUCCUUCAACGAUCUCGGGAACCGAAGCGCACGAGGUGGUUCGAUCCUAGAACCGGGAUCCGGAAGCUCCGAGUAUCUCAACAUGCAAAGCGCGACCCAGACUGUUGUUGGUCCCACGACCGGGGACAAGUGGACCGGUACACGUCUGACGCUGGACCUCGUCGGUAUCAAGCUGGACGUCACGUUCCGGCCAACAGGCGGCAACUUUUACUACGGCGGAGGCGGUGGCAUUCAGCUCACCAACAGGGGCCCCGACCCCACGUAUGCCACGUCCCUUCCUGGGUGGUCCUGGUACUGGGCGAAUCCGACCACCCGCCUGACCGGAACGAUUACCAUCGACGGGAAGACGGCCAACAUCGACCCGGAACAGUCCUACGCGCUUUUCGAACGACAGUGGGGCAACUUCCACAUUGGAAAAGGCUCCUACGCGCUCUGGUUCUACCUGGAGACCGGGGAGGUGCUCAUCUCGUGGAACAUGGAGCCGGACCUGGACGGCGUGUCAAGGACGGCGUUCGCGUCCGUGUGGCAUCCCAGCGGCCUGCACGAGAUGAUCCCCGUCGGCCCUGAGAGCCGCGCCUCGGAAAUCAGCACCAGCCCGACAACCGGUCUGAAGUACUUCAACCGUUUCUAUCUGGAUCUUCCGGCUCGGGACGCCGAGUUUACCUUCCACAAGUGGAUUCCCGAUGCGGAACUGACGCCUACGCUUCCGGAACAGAAGAACCAGUACAUUACGAUUUCCGAGUCGUACGGAGAAGGCACUGGGCGGUGGAACGGAAAGCAAGUCAAACUACAAGGACAUGUGGAGCAACUAUCUAUGCUGAAAUGA